AUAGUCACGAAGAGUUUUGUUAUUUUCUACUAUUUUUUAAAAAUAAAAUGAACUGUUUUUUGAAUAAAAAGAACAAAUAAACGAAAAUAAAAAUAAUGGAAUUAUUUUUUAUAGUACUUAUACUUUAUAGACCCGGAUCCGGUGAAUUCAAAUUCGGACCCGGACCCGAUAAAUUCAAAAUUUUCAGACCUGAACCCGAUGGGCUCUAGUGACCGCCUAAAAAACAUUCCCCUGAUAUCAGUCGAUAUCAGACGGGUACGUAAGAGGCUGUGACCGACCUAAGUGGUUGUGAUCGCCAGUGUAAGAGGUUGUGACCGCCAUACGAGGUUGUGAUCACAAGUUUAAGAGGUUGUGGCCGAAAGUGAUAUCCGAUUUUAAGUAGGUUCAGAAAAACUCAUGAUAACACCGGUUUUUGGGUAUAUAACUGAAACUCCAUCUUCUUCGAAGUCUUGGAGGGAGUUUCAAUAAAUUGGGUCGUUUUUACUCGGGGAUAUGUCAUAUAUUGCAUGAUAAUGUGAAUGAGAGAAAGAAAAGUCAUUUUUUAUUACCUAAAAAUAUUUAUUAAAUGGAAUAGAAAUCCACACAAUCUCCUGCCAUAUUUUAGUAUCUAGAAGAUAAAUCAUCGACAUUUGUAAAAUGUAAAAAAAAUUAGAAAAAAAAGCCAUUGUUCUUUAGUAAAUAUACUUUAUGAUAAAUGAAUAAAUUUUGGCCAAUGUUUAACAACAUUUUCGUUAAUGUUUUUCUCUCUGAACCAAAAAAUCAUUAUCCGUCAUUUAUGAAUAAGUUGAAAUUGCUCAUGGCGACAAAGAGAGAGAGAUUGAUGAUAUUGAAAUUGAGGAAAUAAUAACUGUUAAAGUGAUCGUUCAGACCGUGCAAACACUACACACUAUCAACAAAUUGGGCAUUCUUCAAAUUUGAAUAAAGAAGGUGAUUGCCAUGGUUGAAGACGUUGGCAGUACUGCAUUUUUACUCUUUUAUUAAUAUCUCAUGUGCAUUUAUCAGUCUGUUUUGAGAAAGCCGAUAUUGUCACCGUUAAGAUGACAUUGUUUACUAAUUUACCCGAUUUAUGCCUAAUUGAUAUUUGUCACUAUUUAAAUCGGGCGAAGUACUUCGAUUCGUAAUCGAUAUCACACCACGUUUAAACGACAUAUUAUUUGAACGAAAAUAUUUUUCGAGUAUAAAUUUUUCUGACGUUAAUCUGCGACUGUUCGAACACAUAUUUAAUUCAGAAGUACUAGAAAAGAUAAACAAAUCAAUUCAAUCGUUAACCAUAUGUGAAUCAUUUACGCCAACUGUGCCAAAGCGUUUCAAUUCUCUUCAUCUGUUUUCUCAAUUUGAAAAUGUUACAUGCGACUCGAAUUAUUAUCCGUCAAUUAACUAUCUGACUUAUGUAGAUUCUUUGAACAAUUCUGUUGCAAAUAUCUUCAAAACCUACAAGAGUUAACCAUUCGGUUAAGCUUAAUGCAAAAACUACCUGUUAAAAUAGAUGAAAAUCAUCCAUUUACAAUAUUUUCGUCGCUCCCUGAAAAUACAUAUUAUUUAACAACAACAACUUUAAUAAAGCAUCAUUGAAAAACGUCAACUUUCAACUGGAGCCAUCUUUUGGUAUUCUGUUGAAAUCAUCAAAUGUUGUUAUUAAAAACUAUUUCUUCCAUCAUUUGAUGUCCAAAAUUUGAAAACAAGACAUGCAUAGUACCACUCGAAUAUCUAUCAAUUAUAUCGACUGAAACGAGAAAUAAAUUCUAUUCAACAAGAGUGUGAUAUACGUGAUAUUAAUGAAAUCUUAUAUGAAAUUAAAAUACAAAAAGAACGUGCAAGAGAAAUACUUCUGAACGCACUUAAUCAGCUUGAAACAACUAUCAAUACAGAAAAAAAUAAAAAGAUAUUUAAAGGAGUUAAUCAACGAUAUUGAUAAAAUUCUUGAUAAUGCGUCAUCUGCAAUAUUUUUAAAAGCAACUAUUUUCGCAUCCCCUUUCAGUUUACUAGCAGUUAUAAUAGGUGAGAAAAGUACUUCAGCCGCAUUUAAUGCUGCUGCAUUAGGUAUAGGAGCUGUAGCAGGUGGUGUAGGAGCUGCAGUAUAUAGUGCAGGAGAAGAUAUUGAUGUUACAGAACAUCAGAAAGUACAUCAAUUACUAAUACUUGAUCGUUAUUCCAAAGGUUUUGAAAAGAAACUAACUAAUGAUAACAAUAACAAUUCAAUGAUAAAUAUUGUUUGGUAUGAUAAACAAAUUGAAACCAGGAUAAAUCAGUAUCAUGUUGAAAAAUUAACAACAGAAUUUUCGACAAAAAAUUAUCCGGUAAUACAAGUGGAUAGCAAAGAUAAACUGAUUCAAUUAAUUAUAACUGACACUGAUCAUAAUAUGAUACUGAUGACAUCAGGAUCAGCGGGACAAGAAGUGAUAUCUGAAACUGGAUCAUAUUGGAAUAUCAAGGAGAUAAUUAUAUUUUGUGGAAAAGUUGAGCAACAUCAAGCAUGGGCUUGGGAGUGA
Molecule: messenger RNA, 2489 nt
Organism: Didymodactylos carnosus
Lineage: Eukaryota; Metazoa; Rotifera; Eurotatoria; Philodinida; Philodinidae
Source: the annotation of a GenBank genome assembly